Petromyzon marinus (sea lamprey) is the source of this 2652-nucleotide messenger RNA. Its product is annotated as protein kinase C delta type-like. Lineage: Eukaryota; Metazoa; Chordata; Hyperoartia; Petromyzontiformes; Petromyzontidae. Gene Ontology annotation, molecular function: ATP binding; diacylglycerol-dependent serine/threonine kinase activity. Gene Ontology annotation, biological process: protein phosphorylation. The record is from RefSeq and is a predicted model, not a curated record.
UGUGUGUAUGUGUGUACGUGUGUAUGUGUGUGCCAGCCCACGCGAGAGCUCUCCAAGCCCAUGGAGCGAUGACGAUCAGAGCGGGACUCGGCCGAGUGUGACUCGUGGACAGCGACAAGUGGACUCUCUCAUCUCGUCCUCUAUUACACAACAACAACCACAACAACAGCAGCAGCUAUAGCUUGCUACUAGCCUCAAGUCUCUUCCUUGACAGCAACAACAACAGCAGCAGCAGCAAGACGAACCACCACGCUCCGCGGGACACGGGAGCUGCUCUUGACAGAAGGCGACAACACCCAGCCGAGUGAUCCAGGUGCUGGCUUGAGACCUGUGGAACCCAGAGGAGGAGGGGGAAGUGUAGGCAGAGGGGAGGGAGCGAUGGCGCUUCUGCUCCGCAUCAGCUUCCUCACGUGUGAUGGCUGUCGCAUGUCUCGCCCGGAGGCCUCCUCGGCCCAGCCGUACUGCGCCGUCAACAUCCGCCAGGCCGUGCCCAAUGAGCGAGGCGGCGUCACCUACAUCCAAAACAAGCCGACCAUGUACCCUCGCUGGGAGACCAAGUUCAACACCCUCCUGCACGACGAGCACCUGCUGCAGGUGAUCGUGAUGAGCGCGGCAGGGCGGCCGAUUUCCGACACCGAGGUGCCGCUCCAGUCGCUGGUGCAAAAAUGCCGGAACUCCGCCGAGGGCAUCGCGGAAUUCUGGCUGGACUUGAAGCCCCAGGGCCGGGUGCUCACAACCGUGCAGUGCUUACAGGACAGUGAAGAUGAGAGUGCGCGAGCAGAGGCCCGCGGGCCGCUCAAGAAGCGCCGCGGUGCCAUCAAGCAGGCCAAGGUGCACCACGUCAAGGGCCACCAAUUCACCGCCACCUUCUUCCCACAGCCCACGUUCUGCUCGGUCUGCAAGGAGUUUGUGUGGGGCCUCAACAAGCAAGGCUACCAGUGCCGAGAAUGCAAUGCCGCGAUUCACAAGCGCUGCAUCGACAUUGUACUGGCGAACUGCACGGGCUCAGCGGAGAACAGCAGCGAAACUCAGAUCAUGAAGGAGCGCUUCAAGCUGGACGUCCCCCACCGCUUCCGCGUAAACUCCUACAUGAGCCCCACGUUCUGUGACCACUGCGGCACGCUGCUGUGGGGCCUGGCUCGCCAGGGCCUGAAGUGCGACGAGUGUGCCAUGAAUAUCCACCACAAGUGCAAGGGCAAGGUCGCAAAUCUGUGCGGCAUCAACCAGAAGCUCAUGGCAGAGGCCCUCGCUCAGAUAGAAGCUCAGCAACAGGUGCGGAAGGAGCGGAACAGCGUGUGCCUGGGGCCUAGCGGGGUAGAGGCUGGCCAUGGUGGUUGUGAUGCUGCUACAUUCGCUGGGCCCUGCCCCUCAGCUCCCCCGCUGGCGGAACUCUCCGGAGCCUCCGAUUUCGACCGCUCGCAGGUUUCCUGGGAGGGCCCCAUCGUGGGCCCCCAGGGCAGCCGCCAACCCCAGCCACGGCAACAGCCUCCUGGCAGCCGGGGGUCAGGGAGCCUCCAUGGUCCCCCGCGCCUGUCCCCCUCGGACUUUUCCUUCAUCAAGGUGCUGGGCAAGGGCAGCUUUGGAAAGGUAAUGCUGGCGGAGAUGAAGGGCCCGCGGAGCCCGGUCGCCACGUACUUUGCCGUCAAGGUCCUCAAGAAGGACGUGGUGCUGAUGGACGACGACGUGGAGUGCACCAUGAUCGAGAAGAGGGUGCUGGCCCUGGCCUGGGAGCACCCCUUCCUCACCCACUUGUGUGGCACCUUCCAGACCAAGGAGCACCUGUUCUUCGUCAUGGAGUACCUCAACGGCGGAGACCUCAUGUUCCACAUCCAGGAGAAGGGGCGCUUUGACCUACCCCGGGCCACAUUCUAUUCUGCUGAAAUCAUCUGUGGCCUUCAGUUUCUGCACUCCAAAGGCAUCAUCUACAGAGACCUGAAGCUGGAUAACAUCCUGCUGGACCGCGACGGGCACGUGAAGAUCGCCGACUUUGGGAUGUGCAAAGAGAAUGUGAGCGCUGAGACGCUCGCCUCCACCUUCUGCGGCACGCCCGACUACAUCGCGCCCGAGAUCCUACUGGGCCACCCAUACGGGCGCUCGGUGGACUGGUGGGCCCUGGGGGUGCUGCUCUACGAGAUGCUGGUUGGGCAGUCGCCCUUCUACGGCACCGACGAGGAGCAGCUGUUCGAGGCGAUCCGCGUGCACACGCCGCACUACCCUCGCUGGCUCAGCGAGCCCUCCCGAGAUAUCCUCACGCAGCUGUUUGAAAGGGACCACUCUAAGCGACUCGGGGUGGUGGGGUCCAUACGGAUGCACGUGUUCUUCAAAACCAUCGAUUGGCAGGCGCUGGAGAUGCGUCAGAUCAUUCCUCCCUUCCGACCCAAAGUGAGAUCGGCCAACGACUGCAGCAACUUCGACCAGGAGUUCCUAAGCGAGAAGCCGCGUCUGUCCUUUGGCAACAAGGAGCUCAUCAGCUCCAUGGACCAGUCGGUGUUCCAUGGAUUCUCCUUCACCAGCCCCAUGGUGGAGACGCUGGGGGAGAAAUGACAUCGCCAACCUGGUCGCUCGUCAGCAUGCCAGGGCCGACGGGGUUGGUGGAUGGGGGGCGGGGGUGUUUAGACGAUGGUGACGAUGGUGGUGAUGAUAGUGAUGACG